UUUGAACACUACGUUCAAUGGACGUCUACGUUUGAUGUAAAUACUAAAUAUGGAAUUAAAAAAUUAAAUAUUUUAAUGAAGAAUAAUGAAACUCUGAUAUAUCUGCAAUUUAUGAGGCCGUAUGGUGUAUGAAUUGAUUAAAAAAAAUCUGGAAUAAUAUUUGUUUUGACCUUUGUUUGAACUAUUUGUAUUUUGUGAAUUUAAAAACAUCUAUUAGGUUUUAAUGUUACACUUAGAGGAGGCCAAAAGUAAAAUGACGAUAAUAUGCGUGAGCCGCAUUCCAUAUAGUAUCCAGAUGCGUCCAAUUCAACUGAUAAACAAAUUAAAAAGGCUAAUAAAGGUGGAGGAAUUUGAUGUUUUAACCAAAAACAAUCAAUUAGAUCUAACAUCAAAUAAAUGUUAUGUAAGAUUAAAUUCUAUCUUGGAUCCCCAAAUGGUUUGCAACCAGAUAAACAUGAUAUUCAAGUCUUCUAAAUUCUUUGCCUUUGUUUCCCAGUCUAUUCCUGAUGAUCUUGGAACUUGUAGCUUUAUGCUUAUAGAUGUGGCAAAGAAGAAACUGAUGGAGCGCAAAACCGAGACAAAUAUAUUGGAGAUUUCCUUUGUAGAAAUAGUCAACGAGCUGUGGUUUCAGUACACAGGAUUGUCCAAAAUAAGUAAGAAUACAGAUCACAUGCUCAUAAAUAGUCUGUGUAUGACAAUAGCCGACCGGCUGAAGAAGAUAGUGGACGAAGCGAAUGAAGUUAAAAGUCCGUGCAAGCUAAGCAGCUUGUAUAGGAAAGCUCACCCACACACCAGUGACUUCCAGUUCAUACUGUCCACACUUCACAUGAUCGAAGACACCAAUGGCACCACUCAUUCCGACAUCUCGGAGGAGGAAUUGAUGAAAGCUAAUAUUAGGGUACAACCUUAUGUGAUGGAAGAGGCGCAGGCCCGGACUGCCUGCAGUAUUUACUCCGAGCGAAUGAUUCAGAAGGUGUCAGAACAUAUAAAGAACUUGAAUACAGAGGAAUCUGAAGAUAAGAGUGAAGAAGAUAAGGCUAGGAUCCGAGUGAGAAAACAACUGAAGAGACUUUCGCCGUAUUUAGAAACCAUGGCUAAGGAGAUGGCUGCAGCGCACUUCACUCCGCAGGUGUCACAAUAUUAUAUCAUUCAUGUGUAUGGGGUACCAUGCCUGCCGCCUGAAGAUGUAAUGUUAAAUUUGGUCCGUCCGUUUAAAGCGCAUCAAGUCCGAAGGUCGUUCAGAUUGUUUAACCUGGUAACCCUCAAGGCACGUAUCGACUUAUUGAACGAUGUGCUGAAACUGGACGGAACAGAUAUAGAAAACAAAUGCAAGUUAAUAGUACGCCCCGGAUGGUUACCCAGAUACAUAGUGCCAGAUGAAAUCAAAGAACACUUGCUAUCUCAAAAAGAAAACAACAAAUAUGAGAAGGAGCUCACGAAUGAUAUUGAUAUUGAACUCAUGAAUGAUAUUGAAAUGGCUGAUGACGCAUGGGAGGAGUGGUAGUUAAUAUUGAACUACCCUCAGUUUAAUUAAGAAAUUGUUUAUUUUAACCAGAUAUUUGUUUAUUUUACUUCAUGUUCUUAUAUUAUAAAAUAUUCGUUCUUGUGUCAUUUUCCUCAUUGCUAAAGGUCUCCGCGAAUCAUUUUCCGCACGAUCGCCAUCCAUUUAUUACGGUCUUCGGCAAUGUGUAUAGCUUCGUGGACGUUUUUAUUGGCGGCGUCGCGAAUCUGGUCGCUCCAACGUAUCGGACUCCUGCAUCUUGGUCGCUUGCUUUGUAUGUUCCCUGUUACCAGCUUUUCUAGGCUAUCUCUUUUCUUUUUGGCGAUAUGACCGAAAAAGUCAAAGUGAAAUUUAUCAUCCUUAUGAACAAUAUGUUCACAACAGUUUACUAAUAUUCAUAACUCUAAUUCAUCCUCCCUCUUUCCCGCAAACUCCCCACAGUAAAAUAUAUCGAGUUCGCUCGCAUCUGAUCCGAAUGAUUCGCAUGGCACUGCAAAUACGCGAACUGUUGACGCGUCGUUGACUUGUUGAGUGAAUCAUUCAUUCAACGCCCUAAUUUCAGUAUUCAGUUACUGCCCGCAAGUCAUUAGUGAACCGCUGACUACUCGCUCCCGCAUCGCAAACCAACUCGCAUCGUACGCGUUCAUCACCAACCGCGUGGUUAACUCUUUAUUUAAAUGAGGUUAUAGUAAUCGUAAUUCGACAUAAUAUAGUGUUGUGAAGUAAACAGCUUCCGGACAAGAGAUGAUUGAGAAUUCACCUACGCCCCAGCAUAAGAUCGAACCCUGUGACAAUACGCUUGUUCCAAAAAUCAAUUUUCACGCCUUAAAGUACAUGAAUGAGCCAAUUCCAGACAGCCGUCGAACCUGAUGGUGAACAAGAAGUGAUCAUUUGAAAAUAAUAAUUAUUUUGUGCGAUGGAAAAUGCGAAACACAGAUAAAAGCCAUUUAUUUUCUCAAAAUUUAUUCCUUUAGAAUUCUUAUUGAUGUUAUUUCUAAUAUCCUAUAUACUACUACCGCUUCGGUAAAAAUGGCGCUCUGAGAUAGAAGAAGAGGCGCAAGAAUCUCUACCAUGGAGUAUCCAUGGAUAUAGUCCGGUUCCGGACGGCGUACUAUGUAUUUUUAAUUCCAUAGAUUAGUUAUUUUUUUGUUCGUUCGAUUAAUCAAAUUGUUUGUUCAUCAAAAAUGACUGUGCUUUUAUUAUUUCGCAAGCAACCUCGAAGCGCCAUCUGUAUUUCUUCACUAGAACUAUCGGGCGGUAUACUUGUUUAGUAGGUAUGUAUAAACGAUGUAUUAUUCCUAGACUCGUUUCCCAGUAACAAAUAACGUGGUACUGGGAAACGGUUCUACUAAUUAAAAUACAUUAGGAAACAAGACAACUAAACGAUUCUAAAUGUACGAGUUAUAAAAUAAAACACGAAUACUUAAAAUACAUUUUUAUUUUCUAAUUUUAUAAUACAAUAUAAUCUUUGUUUCUAAAAAACAAAAUAAAUGCUGCUACUACGGUACAAAAGUCAAGACAAGAAAUUACAAUAGUUUACUUAUAUUGAAUAAUAUAAAUAUAUUGUGGUGUACCUUUCAUUACUAAUUUGUAUAAAUGUUAUUUAAAUUAUAGCCUAUUUAAAUAUACACUUGAUACGUUAUUACUUAUUAGUAAAACCAAAGAUCCAGGUAGGUACUCCAUUCAUAUAAAUUGUAAUGUAUCAACUAUUGAAUCAGUGUCCGAACUCGAAAGCACAGGUCCACUUCACAUAUUAGUCAAUAUUUUAUUCUAAGGUCAAUCUGAAUACUGUAAGUCUAAGACUGUAAGUGACAAACCUGUCAAUAUCACUAAUGUUAUUCCUUAAAAUAGUAUUAAAUUCCCAAUAAAACAGAAUCAAC
Leptidea sinapis is the source of this 3381-nucleotide messenger RNA. RefSeq lists its product as uncharacterized. The transcript is spliced from 10 exons. Lineage: Eukaryota; Metazoa; Arthropoda; Insecta; Lepidoptera; Pieridae. The record is from RefSeq and is a predicted model, not a curated record. Bases 224 to 1504 code for a protein of 426 amino acids.